ACAGACAGCGCAGGUGCGGCAGGAGGGAGCCGCUGAUUUACAUCCUAUAGGUGGGGGGAAAACCCAGGAAGUACAGCCGGGCACUAACCAAAUCUGGGCUAAGAAUAAACGUCCUGAGUAAUGAGUGGCCUAGGCCGGAGAAGGCAAGGUGGCCGCAGCCUGGCGGGCCAGGAGGAGUCGACCCCACAGGGCCCGCGGCGGGGGGUGGCCAUGGAGCCCUGCCCCGAAGAGCUGUACUGGGACUCACUGCUGAACACCUGCGUCUCCUGCAAACCCACCUGCAGCAGCCAGAUUCCGCGCACCUGUGCGGCCUUCUGCAAGUCCCUCAGUUGCCGCCAAGAGCAAGGCAGGUACUAUGACCUGCUCCUGAGGGACUGCGUCAGCUGUGCCUCCAUCUGCGGACGUCACCCCAAGCAGUGCACACACUACUGUGAGAACACGCUGAGGAGCCAAGUGAGCCUCCUACCAGAAGUCAGGAGACAGCGGGCCGGAGAGGCCCCAACCCGAGCGGACAGCCUGGGGAGGUACCAGGUGCCAGAGCACAGAGGCUUGGAUGCGGUUCCAGCGCCUGCAGGGCUGAAGCUGAGCGCUGACCAGCUGGCACUGGUCUACAGCACGCUGGGCCUAUGUCUCUGUGCCAUCGUCUGCUGCUUCCUGCUGGCCGUGGCCUGCUUCCUCAAGAGGAGGGGGGUCCAGGUCUCCUUCCCGACGCGCCCAGGGCCGUGUCCCACGCAGGCCAAGGCCUCCAAGGAUCACUGGAUGGAAGCCGGCCGCGUGGCAGGGGCGCCGCCCGAGCCAGUGGAGACGUGUAGCUUCUGCUUCCCGGAGUGCAGGGCGCCCACCCAGGAAAGCGCAGGCGCGCCCCCAACACCCAGGUCCGAGCGCACAGAGAGGAGGUCGCGCCCCGGCCAGAGCGCAGCCGGACAGCCCUGCGUGCACGCUGCGAACGGCGGGAUCGAAGCAGUGUACAUGCCCGCGCAGGAAGGAAGCCUGGCCACGUGAACCAGGGAAUGGUCACCGUCACUUCAACGCACCUGCAGUAAAGGCACCGCCCCUGCUGGACUCAGCCCUGGGGCCCCUUCGCGGAAAUAAAACCUCCCACACUG
This is a messenger RNA of Cervus elaphus (red deer), 1106 nucleotides long. It is a transcript of the gene TNFRSF13B, whose product is annotated as TNF receptor superfamily member 13B. Gene Ontology annotation, molecular function: protein binding. The record is from RefSeq and is a predicted model, not a curated record. Gene Ontology annotation, cellular component: plasma membrane. The transcript is spliced from 6 exons. The coding region runs from base 121 to 1002 and encodes 293 amino acids. NCBI's taxonomy places the organism in Eukaryota, Metazoa, Chordata, Mammalia, Artiodactyla, Cervidae.